Messenger RNA from Wasmannia auropunctata (little fire ant), 363 nucleotides. RefSeq lists its product as uncharacterized. The record is from RefSeq and is a predicted model, not a curated record. Lineage: Eukaryota; Metazoa; Arthropoda; Insecta; Hymenoptera; Formicidae. The transcript has 4 exons. The annotation marks the transcript as partial.
CAUAUUAAAUCAGCAUUUUAUCAUGAAAGGGGUCUCACAACAGAUACAAGAUUUAAAAAAAUUAGCGUUAGAUAUGUCUCGUUCUGUUUUAAAUACAUUAUACUUAAUAACUCAAGCAAGACGAACGCUUUACACUAUAAUGCAGAACGUGAGGACGUCACGUAAUAAAGCACCGGAUCCAAAAACCGUUCUUACACCAACGAAUUCUCAAGAAAGUGAUACUACGCAAAGUAGCCGCACAAAUGUGCCAUCCACUAUUAAUGAACCAAGUACGUCAAAGCUUGCAACGUCGGCUGAAACAACUGCCCAAAAACCGAGUUCAAAUUCUGAUGCUAUUAGCCAAUGUUUGCAAAGUCAUCAAAG